CCUAGCCCCACGACCAGGCGCACUCCACGGACGCACGCAGGCGCCGCCCGACCAGGCGCCCGCACGAGCGCCGCCGGUCGCCGUCGCCGGCUGCCCACCGGCUAGGAGGAGCGACGGCUGAAAUCUCCGACGAGAAGAAGGCUCAAGGAAGAGGAAGCUGAAGGCGAGCGAGUGGGGAGGGAAGAAGAUGAAGGUCCGCGCAUCGGUGAAGCGGUUGUGCGGGUUCUGCAAGGUGGUGAAGCGCCGAGGCAUCGUCUUCAUUCACUGCACCGCCAACCCCAAGCACAAGCAGCGCCAGGGCUUCUCCACCCUCGCCGAAGCCGCCGCAUCAUGCACCCACCUGCCGCCGCCCCCGCCACCGACUGCCAGCAGCACCGCCUCCGCCGCAGCGUUUGCGGAGGCUUCCAAGGUGGCUAGGCAAGAGAUGUUUACAAAAUUUAAUUGGCCUCUAGGUUUAGCUGCUCUGCUCAAGAAUGGUGAAAAAUAAUGCGUCUGCUCUACUAUACUCUGACAAUUCAGAAGCAGAUUUGGCACUUUGAUAUUAAGUGAGUUUGUAGCCAAAACCUGAAGCUGUAUCAUCAUGAUGUAUUUUGCAGUCACUACUAGUCAGUUGAGUUGGUCCUGUGGUGGAAUAAUAUCAGCACAUAUUUUUUACGCUCAAUAUGGUUACUCGUUCAAACAAAAUUUAUUACACAUUUGAAGAAUGCUGAUAUACAUGACAGAGCUAUUUAUCUU
Messenger RNA from Panicum virgatum (switchgrass), 735 nucleotides. RefSeq lists its product as uncharacterized. Gene Ontology annotation, cellular component: ribosome. Gene Ontology annotation, molecular function: structural constituent of ribosome. The coding region runs from base 188 to 487 and encodes 99 amino acids. NCBI's taxonomy places the organism in Eukaryota, Viridiplantae, Streptophyta, Magnoliopsida, Poales, Poaceae. The record is from RefSeq and is a predicted model, not a curated record. The transcript is spliced from 3 exons. Gene Ontology annotation, biological process: translation.